AUGUUGCAACGACUCUUUCGCUCCAAAUCGUCGAGGGAUUCUGAAGAGAAUUACACACGUCUAUUAUUAGAACCAGAACCGUGGUCAUUGAGUCCAUUAGCUGAUGGUCAAGUGCGUAUUCUCCUCUGCCAGGAUGCCGGUGAUGCCAACAAGACCAUUCUAUACGAUUCAUGCCACGGAUUAGCCCCAUCGCCCAUUGUCCCUGCCAAAAAGAGUAGCAGCAGUAGCAGCAAUUCAAUGAGAAACGCAGCUGGUAUCGCUCGUUCGUGGAACGGCAACGACGAGUUUCAUAAUGGGCGUCGGUCCAAUGCCCUUUUUGGAUACGACCGUCGUACUGAAUGUCGGCCAUCAAGCAUGCGCAUGGUAUCACCUUCUUUACCACUCAAUGAUCAUCCUCUCUCAUCAUCAUCAUCACCUCAUCAUCGUCAUCAUCAUCCUCGUCAAGUGAAUCGUCGUUUGGAUUUGAUUGGAGAUAUGAUCUUUGGCACUGCCCCUCUCGCCUACAAGGGAAUGAACACCAAAGUGCAUUACAAACGAGACAAGGAUCAACAAAUCGUGCUCUCCAAGUUAUUCACGCUCAACACACAAGAUUCGGAUGCAAUGCGUAGAGCGUCAUUCUCAUCCAUCAACAGUGAUUGGUCAACCACUUCUUCAGUUCAUUAUGCAGCUACAGCCCCUCCUACCACCAUCACCGCCGAUCCAUAUGCCAAACGCUCCGUAUCCACCUUGUCCAUGUCAUUGGAUGAUAAUGCCUCCGAGAUAUCAAGCGAUGAUGAUAAGAGCCAUUACUCUGGUUAUUCUUUCUAUCCUUCCACGUUUGGUCUACGUUCGAGUUCCAGAGAAUCAUUUCAUAGCAAACGGUCACGACGAUUCAGUCAAACGAGCAUGGAAGAUGGUAUCUUUCGACCUAUGCCUUUACCCAAUGCUAUGGCAGAUCUAUCCACAACACCCAUUGGUGCACCAUCAACAUCAACAGCAACGCAUGUCAAUGGCGGCGGCGGCAGCGGCGGGACUAUGCAACAUGGUACCAAGACUGUAAAAUAUGCCGUCGCUCUGAUCAUUACGCUCGAUGACAAGAACAAGAACUUGUUUGAUUUCAUCUUUUCGCAUUUUUCCUUGAUCGAGAAUCAUUUGCAUCAGCUACAAGCAUCCACGUUUCGUCUUUUGAACAACCAUUUGCGUAACAAUGAUAGUCCGCAGCAGGUAAAGCCUCGGCGCUUGAAGAAUGGGGCACUCUACCUUGAACCAGGGAUAUUUCAGCAUGAACAAGCAAUGAUGGAUGCGGUUAUUCAAUUCAAACGGGCGUUCUAUGAUCUUUAUGGUACUCCUCGAAUACAAGAACCUCUUUGGCUCAACAUGUCAACGUUUCCACACCGAAGAUCAGAGUAUGGGCAAAUGCUCUUUAAAGAAUUGGCCUAUCUCAUUGGAGAGUACAAUACUGAAAGCCGACACCAUUUCAUAUCGACCCUCGUCACCGCUGUAUUGACUUUUCACUUGUCUUGGGUACAUACAGUGGUCCCGCCAGGCGAUUUCAAGAAUAUCAAUUGUAGGCAUGGCAAUUAUGAUCCAUUAUGGGCCCAGUUGAGCGACUUGUAUGGAUUCGUUGGAAGUCCCGGUCGAAUCACACGCACCAUCGUGGUCGGCAAAAACGUCAGCCUCGUACGGCGUAUCUUGUACAUUUUGACCUAUCUUAUCCGGUGCAAUGAAGUCUAUGAGAACUUGGAGACACGUUCAGAAUCGGAUUCAGGCAACAUUUUCAGUCAUGAGCGAGAAAUGGAUAACACGUAUGCCUCUCGACUUGAAGAUAAGAUUGUAAAGCAACUUGUUGGCUCAACGACGGAUGUGGAAUCGAUUGCUAUACCUCGUACGCAAGAUGGUGGUGUUGGUGGUGGUGCCAGUACCGAAUCACCUGAAUCAAUUGCAGAUAAUCGCAGCUCCACUUCUUUUGGUUCUUCGACCGCUCAUCUUCAUCAUCAUCAUCAAUGGUCUACAGCCAAUGAUCAUCCUAUCAUGGAAUCAAGAACAAGGCCACCAACAGCUCGAUGGAGUAGUAGCAAUAGUAGCAACGACGAGCCAGCACCCGUGGUAUCCGCAUCAGGCACCUGUUCCAUUUCAAUGCCAAAAUCAUCCAUUUAUCGCAUGAUACCCGAUAUUACCCAAGUGCAAGAAGAAGGUGAAAGUACCACCGAGCGAGCAGAUACCCUUUAUGCAAAAUCCUAUGGACGAUCCUUGAUGGCUACCUUUUGUGAAGUUUACAAGCCUGAUUUCGUAUUGAUGGGUGUACCCACGGAUACCUUUGCUCAUCAAGUGGAGGCUGAUCUUAAAAACAUGCUUCAACAAUUUACAUUGUCGGAUGGUGUCACGGAUGCGGCAUGCCUAAUCAUUGAUACGAACAAGUUCCAAUGCCGUAUUAUGCAACAAUCAGCAGCUGAUCUCGAUGCAACAACAACAUCAUCAUCAGACAAGCACACUUUGGCCAAAGAAUGGCAGUUACUUUCUCACUCAAGUAUGAUCCAUGAGUUAUUGACGACUAUCAAACAAAAGCAUGGGACCGGUGCAUCUGCAGAUGAGCUUAUCGAUUUGUUUGAGGAUGGAUUACAAAUGGUGUAUCUAAAGAGCUUGUUCUUGCAAGAGAGUGUUACUGAAUGGCUUGUCACUGCUGAUGCUGAUCCUAUCAAUGAUUUGGGGAAGAUCGUUGCUGAUAUUGGAGUGAACACGGAUGAUAUUCCUCUACUUGCCAAUGUUUGUGGCACAUACGAUAACAAGAUACCAAGGAUUUUGCUUUCUGCAGAUAGCUGA
Molecule: messenger RNA, 2799 nt
Organism: Lichtheimia ornata
Lineage: Eukaryota; Fungi; Mucoromycota; Mucoromycetes; Mucorales; Lichtheimiaceae
Exons: 12
Coding region: 1-2799 (932 amino acids)
Cellular component (GO): cytoplasm
Molecular function (GO): ATPase inhibitor activity; protein-folding chaperone binding
Source: RefSeq, a predicted model, not a curated record